Messenger RNA from Notechis scutatus (mainland tiger snake), 1047 nucleotides. RefSeq names its product WD repeat-containing protein 18-like. Gene Ontology annotation, molecular function: protein binding. The record is from RefSeq and is a predicted model, not a curated record. NCBI's taxonomy places the organism in Eukaryota, Metazoa, Chordata, Lepidosauria, Squamata, Elapidae.
AUGCAGUCUGGACGCCGGGGGCGCUUGUCCAUUGCAGGGCCAAGCAACCAACCCCAAGAUACCGUUACCAACAGCCCCUCCAUAUCUGGUGAUCUUCGGCUGCUCCACACAAUAGACUGUGGAGAUCAGCUACUCUGCUGCCAGUUCAAUAACGAUGGGACCAGGGUUGCAGCAGGAUUGCGUACUGGAGCCAUUAAGGUUUAUUCUGUCAAUGAUGGGUCACUUCAUCAUAUUCUUGCUGAUAAUGACACAACAUCCCUAGGACUUCCCACCACCUCAAUGCACUUUAUGCCCCGUGGACCUGCCCACAAUGGAGAUGUCUUACUUACCACCUAUUCUGGCGGGAAAGUAAAGCUAUGGCACAUUUCUACUCACACCUGCAUACGCACCAUCACAGAAGACCGCCAAACCCUCGCAGCCUGUUUCAAUCCUUCUGGCUCCAGGUUUCUCACAGGUGGAGCAGGACCUGGAAUUUACAUGUAUGAUGCUCAGACCUGGGAUAAAGUGCAAAAUUUUCUGCCCAGUGAUUCCCCAACUGUGAUGGAUGGACAUAUGUCCCGAGUCUAUGCUUUGGUCUUCUUCCCAGAAAAUAAUGAACGCUUCAUUUCUGGAGGAUGGGAUGACACAGUGCAGUUUUGGAGCACACAAUUUCCACAUUCGCAAAAGCGUAUCUCUGGGCCCCACAUCUGUGGGGAUGCUCUGUCAAUAGACAAAACGGGCUCACAAAUUUUGACGGGAUCCUGGAGGCGGCAUAACACCUUGCAGAUUUGGGAUGCUGAAACAUGUGGCAAGAUAAUGGACAUUCCAGAAGAUUUUCGGGGUCACUCACAGUUAUAUACUUGCCACUUCCUUGGCACUGACUACAUCAUAGCUGGUGGGAGCCGGAACAACUUGUGUCGACUUAUUGACAGAAGAAUUCUCAUGAGCACAGGGGCACUUAAUGACCUGCCUGGAGGUGUUUAUAGUACUCACAUCAGCAGCCGUGGAGUACUAGCUGCAACUUCCAACAACUUCCUGUAUCUUGCACAGACUCCAACAAAACCUUGA